This is a messenger RNA of Sphenostylis stenocarpa, 1692 nucleotides long. The record is from the annotation of a GenBank genome assembly. Lineage: Eukaryota; Viridiplantae; Streptophyta; Magnoliopsida; Fabales; Fabaceae.
AUGGGAGGGGGAAAACCCAGAUCUUCCAUUCUUAUGCUCUUUCUCUUUGUGUUCCUUUGUGUUUUUGCAAGGGCACAACAACAGCAACCUAUAAAAAAUGUUGUUGUUUUGGUUAUGGAGAACCGUUCAUUUGACCACAUGCUGGGGUGGAUGAAAGAGAGAAUCAAUUCGUUAAUCAAUGGGGUCACGGGAGAUGAAUGCAACCCUGUUUCUACUAAAGGUCUGAAGCAAGAUUCAAUUUGCUUCACCGAUGAUGCGGAGUUUGUGGAUCCGGAUCCGGGGCAUUCAUUUGAGGAUGUGUUGCAGCAGGUAUUCGGUUCUGGUUCCAUCCCUUCCAUGAAUGGAUUUGUGGAACAAGCAUUGUCCGUGUCCCAGAACCUCUCUGAGACUGUGAUGAAAGGGUUUAAGCCUGAGUCUGUGCCGGUUUAUGCUGCUUUGGUUAAGGAAUUUGCUGUUUUUGAUAGGUGGUUUUCUUCAAUUCCGGGUCCAACUCAACCCAAUAGGCUUUUUGUGUACUCAGCAACCUCUCAUGGAUCCACAAGUCAUGUCAAGAGGCAAUUAGCGAAAGGGUACCCUCAAAAAACCAUCUUUGACUCUCUGCAUGAGAAUGGCCUAGACUUUGGGAUUUAUUUUCAGAACAUUCCCACAACUUUGUUCUAUCGGAAUCUAAGGAAAUUGAAGUACGUAUUCAAGUUCCAUCAGUAUGAUUUGAAGUUCAAGAGAGAUGCCAGAGACGGGAAGCUUCCACCCUUGACUGUGAUUGAGCCUAGGUAUUUUGACUUGAAGGGCUUGCCCGCAAAUGAUGACCACCCAUCUCAUGAUGUUGCACAUGGCCAAAUGCUGGUUAAGGAGGUUUAUGAGGCUCUAAGAGCCAGCCCUCAUUGGAAUGAAACACUCUUUAUCAUUACAUAUGAUGAACAUGGUGGAUUUUUUGAUCACGUGAAGACCCCUUUUGUCAACAUUCCUAAUCCAGAUGGAAACACCGGACCUUCUCCCUAUUUUUUCAAGUUUGAUAGGUUAGGGGUUCGGGUGCCCACUAUUAUGAUCUCUCCUUGGAUCAAGAAAGGAACUGUGAUAAGUGGUGCCAAAGGACCUGCUGAAAACUCAGAAUUUGAGCACUCUUCUAUUCCUGCAACCAUAAAGAAGAUCUUCAACCUUUCCUCCAACUUUUUGACUCACAGAGAUGCAUGGGCUGGGACAUUCGAGCAUGUUGUUGGAGAGUUAAGUUCACCCAGAACGGAUUGCCCAGUGACUUUGCCGGACGUGACCCCUCUAAGGAGUACUGAAGCAAAAGAAGAUGCAGGCUUGUCUGAAUUUCAGGGUGAGGUAGUUCAAUUGGCAGCUGUUCUAAAUGGGGACCAUUUCUUGAGCAGUUUCCCUGAUGAAAUGAGCAAGAAGAUGAGUGUGAAGGAAGCUCAUGAGUACGUUCGAGGAGCUGUCUCAAGGUUCAUAAGAGCCAGCAAAGAGGCCAUCAAGUUAGGGGCUGAUGAGUCUGCUAUUGUGGAUAUGAGAUCCUCUCUCACUACUAGAUCUUCAGGGGGAUUGAAAUCUUUAAAAUGUGAAAGGUGGCACAUAUUCUGGACUAAGAAUUUCAGCAACAGGAAGAAUUCCACCGACAAAAAGACACCAGAUCAUGCUGCCCACAGGACAUACACAGUGAGAUUUGCAUAUCAUGAGAUCCUAAGUCUUUAA